UGGUCAUGAUAAAAUUGUGAAGAAGCUGUGUUUUGCUUUGCUUGUUGCAUGUCCUCCACAUUUGAUAACAUACAUAACAGAUUAACACAGCCCUCUUUAGAAACAGACAGCUGGUCAGAAUCCUUUAGUAAAUAUUCAAGCAAAUUGCGGUAAGUGCACUGACAGGAAAAAUUAUAUGACCUUGACCUAACCAAAUGAAAUACAUUGCAGCAAUGUUCUUCACAAACAUUUCAAAGUAGGCAUAAAGUGAAGCAUCUUUUUACCAAACGGUAAAGGAAGGGAAUACCCUUAAAUCUCUGUCAACAACCCAAAUCUUACCUUAUACCGAUAAUCCCAACGCAAUUACUGCACAUCUGGUGUAGCACGUUUAGAAAGACAAGUUGGCUUUAAAGGCUUUUUGGUUUAGAAACUUUUUAAAAUGGAGGACUAUAUAGAGGCCAAAUUUGAAUUUUUGAGAAAAUCGCUACACCUUUUUAUGAGAACCAGUAAAUUGAAGUUCAGGCUGGCUAAUUUAUACGAAAAUCUGGGGCUGGAUUGUUCUUUAUUUGUUCCUAUAUUAUCAGGUUGCAAGCAGUGCAAUUGCUAGCUAUUGCGCUCUACGGAUGUGGUCAGGUCUUGUUCACCAACAAAGUUAGUGAGUGAGAUAAACAUUUGCGCGUUGUCAAUGGCUUUAUUUACGCGAGUGUAUAGGCGUUGUCAACGGGCACUGACUGUUGCAAAACUCGUUGGUAUGAUGUCUAGCAAUUUCCUUUGAUUCUGCGAUUUCUCAGAAAUAACUAGACCCAAAUGAGCACAAACAAAGCACCAGUUCCUAUUUUCCAUUAUUGCUGCAUUGAAAUUUGAUGAAUACAGAGAGCAUCUAUUUAUUCGAGGUCAAGAAGGACGUUUCAUGUAGCGAACGUAAUACAACGCAUUCAAAGAGCGUGAAUCGUGGCACUUGAAUCGAAGUGCUAUAUAUACACCUUAAAUGUCAGAUACGCUUCAUUGUCUUGGACCCUCUUAUCAUAAAGAAGGUCGCGCAUUCAGGGGAUACGAGUCCAUGGUGUGGUGAUGGGUCGUCCCUCCCUUUAAAUUACCAAUUUUAAUUCAACAACUUCACUUCUCCCUAUUAUGUUUUGAGAUUGUAUUUAUGAGAGCCUGGGGAUAGCCGCCUUGUUUAUUUUGUACCACUGCGCCAGUUUUCUUAAAAUCACGUCUUGCUUUCACAUAUCUUGUAAUGCGGCUCUGAUUGACGUCCUAACAAUUCAUGGUGUUUGAAACAUGACGUUCCACGGUCGUAGCCACUUAAAAAUCUUUUGCAACUCACUGCAUUUUCGUGUGGUCCUUUGACUCAAAAGUUCUGUAGGCUAAAUGGGUUUGUCCAAAAAUAGAGGCGUUUAAUUUUAUCUUUCCAACUAAUAUUUGGUGUUCUACGCCAAAACCAGAUUUCACAAGCUUCUAGUUUUUCUUUUCAGCUGUUUUCAACGUCCAUGCCUCUGAUCCGUAUAGAAGGACACUUCAAAUAGGGGUUUUAAUCAUACUGUUCUUUUAAUCUGAGCUAAGGCCUUGCGAUAAAAACUCACGUCUCUUGUUGAAUGCUGCUUUUGCCAUUCCUAUUCUUUUCCGGAUUUUCACUUCACAUUUACCAAUUUCGCUUACCAUUCCAGCAACCUAUUUCAAGUGGCUGAUUUGUCCAAGUUCUGUUCCAUUUAUGCUGCUAUCUUUAACAUUCAAUUGAAUCUGACCAACUUUUAUUGAUUGUUUUCUUUACAUUUAUUUUCAUGCCGUAUCUUUUUCCGGCUUCAUUGAAAGCAUUCGUAAUUUGUUGUAAUCCUACUUCUGAGUUGCUUACCAUAGCAUGAUCAUCUACAGCGAUUCCUUAUUGACAUUUUCCAAUGCCCCUCUUGCUAGUGCUUCUAUGGAUUUGUUAAAAAGGGUAGGUACCAGUGGGCAUCCUUGUCUUGCUCCUACUCCGAUCACUCCUGGGUCAGAUUCUCCUGCUGCCUUUUCUGGCAAUUGCCUGUUUAAAUUCGAAAUGAUGAUUUCUUGGAUAGAACAGGAGAAAGAAGGUGCCUAUAAAGAAUAACAAAUACCCGGAAGUAAAAGUGGCUCGCACACGUGAUGGGACAUGAGAACUUGCUAAAAAUUGCAAUAGAAGGAAGAAUGAAAGGAAAAGACCAAGAAGACGGCCUAGAACGGAAUGUUUGAGUAAGUAAUGGAUGGCCAUUAUAGCCAUAUCAAAGAAAAAGCAAUGAAACCUAAAGUUUAAUUGAGACGAAACCUGCCACCAGCCAGAUUACUCAGAGAAGAAGAGCGCCUACAGGGAAGGCAUUACCUGUGUGUAGGGCAGUGUUUGUUAACCACUAUGCCCCGGCACAGUGGCUAGACAAUUUUUUAGACAACUUUAACUUCAACUUAGACAACUCAGACCUCUUAGACAACAACUUAGACAACUUUUAGACAACUUCAAUUAAGUUGUGUAAAAAGUGAAGAAAAAAAAUGAAAAUUGUUUUCCGUAAAUAACGUGCCAUAAUGAUCGGGACAGUAACCAAUUAAUACUCUUCCAUAUCUACUUUGAGAACCUCUUUAUAUUGUGAAUAUAGGCCAUGCCAUUGUUUAACAUUUUCUGUUGGUGGUGUGCCUCGUGUUUUUUUGGAUUAAAAAUUGUGCCCGUGGAUCAAAAAAGCUUCAAAAACACUAGCCCUGUGUGCAGACUCUAUUGACAAAUUUAAAAGAGGAGAAAACUUUUUCUCUUAUUUAAAACUUUUUCUCUUCUUUUCUAAGAAAACUUUUUCUCUUCUUUUCAAUUUCUGAGCCUGCACGCAGGCUACAAAAACACAGGUAUCGGACAUUCAGUAGUUAUGCACUCAAAGGCAGCAUGUGUCAAUCUGGAGGGCCUUUUUGAGAAUUUUUUCCUAGGGUAAAGCUUAAUUGCCUCGUAGCUAAUUUUUGGUCUGAAUUUGUAGCACCGCAUUCAUACCUUUUUAAUCUAAACAGAACCCCAGGCCGGAGGCUCGCUAGAAGGUUUUAGAAAAGAUGAAAAUUUAACAACGCUACAAUGUCAAGUAUAGAGACCAUUUCAGCCUUCAAUUUUAGAACAAGGGCGUUUCCAGGAACGAAAACAUUGCGUGGUCAAAAAGCUUUUCACGUUUCAUGAUAGGCAAAGAAUUGCAAAUACCAGAGGUUACUAAAAGACAGAAUUUAUCUAUCUGUGGAAUUGUUCAAAAAUAAGUAUUCUCAUUUAUAUCAAGAGUUUUCAAUAAUUUUGGCGGGUUAGCAACGAGACUUACUUUACUACUGUUCAACCUAUACUUAAUUUUAUUUCUCAAUUGUCCGCUCAAAUACCUGUUUAGUUUCCAAAUACAGAAUCUACGCCUUGAAUUCUUGCAAGCUAUUCAUAUUUUACAGAAUCCCUCGGCAGCUAGUAAAAUCCAUCUGCUCGCACAAUAUUGUGCAUAUGGUCAAAAAGCUCAUGUUUUUAAAAUUUCCAUAAAUUUUUUUCCCCAAAAUGGAUUUUAGGCGAUUUUGGAUUUGUUAUAGAGGAAAAAAUUCUACGCCAAAUGAUGUACGUUUUGCUUUUCUACUAAUUUUUCCUGGUUCAUCACCUCGACGACUGCGCUAUUGGCAAGACAUAACAAAUCGUGAGGUUUUUAAGAGUUAUAUACAAAUUUACCUAUUUGACUCCGAUUUACGCACCUGGCCUAUUUGAAUCUGAGCGCUGCAAAUUUUUCUUCACCACAACAACUCCCCCCCCCCUCCCAAAUUUACCCGCUGUAUCUCGGGAAAAAUGAAGCUUAUCGAGAUUGCUGUAAGGGAUGUUGUUAUGGACGUGACUGCGCAGAAUUCGGGGAAAUGGGUGCAAACCUGGCAUUAACAAGAACUACGAGCUUACAGCCAGGGCCGCCGAGAGCGGUCGGGGGCAAGGGGGACAAAUUGGCCCAAUGCCUCGAAGUCUAAGGGGACUCUUAAGGUAUUGAAUUCCUUUUUAAAUUAAUCACACGUAGCAAAUGUAUCUCUAAAAAUAGUUAAACAUUUUAAACGAUUGCAGGAAAAUGACUGUAAGAAAGGUUCUGAAAUGCAUUUUAAGCUAAUCUCAAAGACGUGUUCGGAAAAAUCUUCGGUUUGCCUCAGAGCCUCCGAAGAAUCUCGGCGACCUUAUUUACAGGAGGUUAAUUCAUACAUUGAAUGGAUACCAGCAGAGGGGUAUAACAAGAGAAGUAAAUAAAGGAAAUCCGCAAUACAUGUUUUGUAUUCAAAGUACGUUUAUUGUCAGUUCAAGGUAUGUAGCAACAAUAUUUGUUGGCUUAGUAACGAACGAGUGACCUUACCUGGCUGUCUUCAAUAGUUUGUCACUCAUGACAUGAAAUGUCGAUCGCAGCCAUGGAGAAGACAUUACGGUUUCGAUGGCGCGAUGAAUCGUUGGCUGUCACAAACCAUUCGUCUGGAAUCUCUUUGCGAGUUAUUUCGUUCACGGUGCAGUAGCUUGUAAGGCUUUACAGAGAGCUGUUAUCAUGAAGUUACUCUUCGUGUGCACUUCAAUUUUUGUCACAUUGCUUAAAUUAAAAGACACUCAAAGUGAAAUGUAUGGCAUACACAGGACCUCUUGCCGGCGUGAUGCACUUUUCAAGUUGACAGACCGAGGUAAAAGAAUAUCGGGUAUCCCAACAGUCGAAGUUCUGUCCGUGACAUCGAGAGCGAUCUGUGUCCGAAACUGUUUACGACGCGUAAGCUGUUUGUCUAUAAAUUUCAGAUCAACUGGCAAUAAUGAAAAUAACUGUGAAUUAGUGGACUUGAACAAGUCAAAUUCAAGUGCAGUUUUAACGACUAGCGCUGGAUGGGACCACUACGAACCUGUCAAUCAGAUUGGGCCACGUUGCAGGCUAGUCGCAUGCGACGCCGGGUUUGCUUGUCACGAAAGCUGCUCGGUAAUUGCUGGUUAUGAGUGUAAAGACAUCAACGAAUGUGCCAGCUCACCUUGCCAGAAUGGUGGAACUUGCGUUGAUCAAGUGAACCAGUAUACGUGCCAGUGUGCUGCCGGGUACAAUGGAACAAAUUGUGGCACAAACAUCAAUGAAUGUGCCAGCUCACCUUGCCAGAAUGGUGGAACUUGCGUUGAUCAAGUGAACCAGUAUACGUGCCAGUGUGCUGCAGGGUACAGUGGAACAAAUUGUGGCACAAACAUCAAUGAAUGUGCCAGCUCACCUUGCCAGAAUGGUGGAACUUGCGUUGAUCAAGUGAACCAGUAUACGUGCCAGUGUGCUGCCGGGUACAGUGGAACAAAUUGUGGCACAAACAUCAAUGAAUGUGCCAGCUCACCUUGCCAGAAUGGUGGAACUUGCGCUGAUCAAGUUAACCAGUAUACGUGCCAGUGUGCUGCCGGGUACAGUGGAACAAAUUGUGGCACAAACAUCAAUGAAUGUGCCAGCUCACCUUGCCAGAAUGGUGGAACUUGCGUUGAUCAAGUGAACCAGUAUACGUGCCAGUGUGCUGCAGGGUACAGUGGAACAAAUUGUGGCACAAACAUCAAUGAAUGUGCCAGCUCACCUUGCCAGAAUGGUGGAACUUGCGUUGAUCAAGUGAACCAGUAUACGUGCCAGUGUGCUGCCGGGUACAGUGGAACAAAUUGUGGCACAAACAUCAAUGAAUGUGCCAGCUCACCUUGCCAGAAUGGUGGAACUUGCGCUGAUCAAGUUAACCAGUAUACGUGCCAGUGUGCUGCCGGGUACAGUGGAACAAAUUGUGGCACAAACAUCAAUGAAUGUGCCAGCUCACCUUGCCAGAAUGGUGGAACUUGCGCUGAUCAAGUUAACCAGUAUACGUGCCAGUGUGCUGCCGGGUACAGUGGAACAAAUUGUGGCACAAACAUCAAUGAAUGUGCCAGCUCACCUUGCCAGAAUGGUGGAACUUGCGUUGAUCGAGUGAACCAGUAUACGUGCCAGUGUGCUGCCGGGUACAGUGGAAUAAAUUGUGGCACAAACAUCAAUGAAUGUGCCAGCUCACCUUGCCAGAAUGGUGGAACUUGCGUUGAUCAAGUGAACCAGUAUACGUGCCAGUGUGCUGCCGGGUACAGUGGAACAAAUUGUGGCACAAACAUCAAUGAAUGUGCCAGCUCACCUUGCCAGAAUGGUGGAACUUGCGCUGAUCAAGUGAACCAGUAUACGUGCCAGUGUGCUGCUGGGUACGGUGGAACAACCUGUGCCACAAGCAUCCCUCCGUCAACACAGUUUUCAAAUAACGGUUACACUGGUCGAAGUGGUGUCAUUCAACAAUACACGGUACUGCAGACUGGAUCAUAUCGAAUUGAAGCCGGAGGAGCGAGGGGAGGAAAACAUGUUACAAACUAUGGCAGCUAUCCAGGAACAUUCUAUGGUGGAUAUGGUGCUAAAACCCAAGGUGACUUUUUUUUCCCGGCUGGUACUCAACUGAACAUAGUGGUGGGACAUAGAGGAGGGAAUUCAGUUGAGGUCCAAGGUGGCCAAGCAACAACCGCCACAGCAGCCUCCCUCGGAAGUUCAAUAGAAGACAAUGCAGGUACCGGUGGUGGAGGUGGGUCAUUUGUUUAUUCAACAGCAAACGUACUUUACAUAGCUGCUGGAGGUGGAGGAGGUGCUACCGCUGGAUGGAAUGGUGUAAACGGUCAGGCUGGACAAAGUGGGGCUGCUGCAGUUGGAUCAAGUAGCACUUUAGGAGCAGGAGGAACAUCGGGCAAUGCAGGCGGUUGCUGCAACACUGGUAGCUACCAUGGAGGUGUAGGUGCUGGGUGGCACAGUGUUGGUGGUAGCAGAGCUGGUUUGGAACAUGGAGAACGAGGCGGAGGGAUAUCUCAAGGGUGGGUAGGUGGACAGGCUGGAAAAAUGAAUUCAGGAAAUAAUGGGGGACCUGCACCUGGAGCAGUUGGUGGCUUUGGUGGUGGAGGCGGAGGGUCUGAAGACAAUGGUGCUUCAGGCGGUGGUGGGGGCUAUUCUGGUGGAGGAACUGGUGGUUAUAAUAAUGCAGCUGGCGGAGGUGGAGGAUCAUUCUGCGGUGGCACUAAUUGUCUUGCAACCACAGGUGGAAAUACUGGUAGUGAAUAUGGCUAUGUCAAAAUCACAAUGAUCUAGAAAGUUUUAAACUGUGCUACGGAAAAAGGUUAUCUGAGUUCCAAGAAGAUAUUUUAAAAGUAAACAUGAGGGGUGUAGAUGUCUUGGUGUUUGCUUAUUCAACAAAAUAUUUCGAGGUUAACGAGGUUAACGAGCAAUGGUAUCAGUAUGUGUAUUUAUUGAGUGCAUUUUAUUAAAUUGGUGCACUUUUGUAAAGACGGUUUAUACAAUGGUGAAGACACGGGGGUACUGGGAAUGUUGGGGGGACGGAUUCUAUUUUGGCAGAGAAUUUUUUGUGACAUGGUUCUAUAGUUUUACAACUGCGUUGACGUAACCAAACGUUGGUCUUAGGCGAUCGCAAUUGGUAAAAUUAGGCAGCCUUUUCACUAACAAAGCUUAAAACAAAAGCGGUCAACCGUUUUUGCGUUGCGUUCCCGCUAACCUACUUGAAAGACGGACAAGUUUAAAAACGGGCCUCCGAGUGGAUCAGUUUUAACCCGGAUAUCUGUUAACCCACCUGUGGGCUAGUGACAACGCCAAACCCGGAAAACUAUUGAUCCAUUUACAACAAUAACAACAACAACAGCAUUGUACAAAAAUUGGUUUCUUUGGUUUCUUUUUAAAACAAUCUAAAUUGUAGAGGGCUGAGGAUUCAUCUUAAGCUUGGGUACAGUUUUACCCAGCUCAGUGGAAACGUUCAAAAACGGAUUACAACGGGCUUAAAGCCAGCUGGCGUUUUCAUUGAACUACUAUAAAGGCAGAUGCAUUUUAGCCUGUUUUUGUUUCAACCCGGACUAGGGAAAGGCUGUUUAAACCGGCAUUUCUCAUAAUAUUGCCUUUUUCUGUUGAACGCCGACCGAUUUGCUUCACAAAUAUACAUACUUUUGAAGUAUUAUUAACAGUUGCGAUAAUAUCUGUCAAUUAAUGUUUUGAACAUUAGUAUUUCAACUGUAUUGCGCAUUUUGAUAGGGAGAAUGCGAGUUUCCAGACCAGAAAAAGAAACUACGCAAACGUUGUAUUGCUUGAAAAUUAACAACUUGGUAAGGAAGGUUACUUUCGCACAAAGAUAUUUAUUUCCUAUAAAUUAACCAUAUCAACUGUAAAACGCUGCUUUAAGUAUGUCUUCUUUUAUUCCUAGAUUAAGGGACUGUGAUUUUAACUUUGGUACCGUAUAUUUGUUUCCUCAUCAAGGUUGGCACCAGAAGUUUUUAAAACGAGGGUGCUGGCUCGAAUAUCUUCCUUCUCUCAGGCUAACAGUAGCAAGUUUGAUUUGAAGCUUCAACGAAGGGGGAGGGGGCUAUCACCCUCCGAUGUGGGGACUAUAUCCCUCUAGCCCUCCCCUCGUGCCACCAAUGCCACAUAUGCAUCAAGAAUGCUACUUUCCCCGUUACUUUAUUUGAUAAGCGGCAAGAAAGAAAAAAGGUGCCCUGUUUGUCUUCCUUCAUGCAUUGUACCCAUCGGUAAAGAGGUCUCAAUAUUUUUUACGGACCAGACGGUAAACUUUUUUCCUUUACAAUUCCGAUGCGCCCAAUUGAUGGCAAAUUUCCCUCUACGUUAUCAGCUUUUGAUUUUUUGCUACGCUAUUUCACUCAUUGAAAAAGUAGCUCCAUUUACAAAAUUAUGAUUAUAACAGAUCGUCAUUCAAAUAUAUAUCUCAUCUUUAGACUUAUUUGCCCUGUAUCAAGGUCUUCAUUUUUUCCAUAAAAGAUUUUAAAUCAAAUGCUCGUAGAACUUAUAAAUAAAUGCUUUCUAUUCUAUGAAUGCAAUUAAUAAAGAGAAGUGGACCUAGAUAUGAGCGUUGAGGAGCACCAUAUUUCCUUACUUUAAAUUGCAUUUACGAUAUAAUUGGAUAGAAUCAUAUGAUUGAUACAGCCGUAUCUUUGUUUAUGCAAAUUAAUAGGUGGAGAUGGUUUUAAAAAUCUAUAUUAAGAUCCCGUCCUCCUGCACAGAUAAAAAUUGAGCAUACAUUUGCUAAACCUAACUCUAUUUUAGAAUCUUAUUAGCUUUUCUUUAUCUGCUACUGCUACCAUUUCUCUCCUUAACAUGAAAUUAUCAAGUCAAAUUAUUUUGAUUGCAGUUAAUAACCAGGAAAAGUAAGAUAAGAAGGAAAAUUAAGUUUCGAGAAACUGCAUUUUCGUCAUUCUUUCAAAUCCAUUCUUCAGUGAUAGAUCUAGUCUAUUAUCAUUAUCAUUAUUAUUAUUAUAACAUUAUUUCCAGUUAGUUGAAAUAAAGAUAGUUCUAACUUGAACUAAUUAAGACCAACUAUUUACAUUAAAAGAAAUACUAAUUACAAUAAAUAUAGACGUAACUAUACUAUAAGUUCAGUUUAAAGGUUAAUAGUGUGAAGGUAAAUAGCCUAAUAGUUUAAAGGUACACGAACGGGUUUUUCAAAGCCUUCAAAUGCAAUAUUAUAUGGUUUCUGUUAGCCUCACUAUUUAUAAAUUUGUCGAAUACGUUUGACUAUAUCGAAAUGAAUCGUUGCUCUAGUUUAAUUAAUGAUCUUUGCACGUUUGUUGAUUGGCUGAAGACGACUUAGGUGGAAAACAAGUAUUCAACUGUAAACAAGUUGUAAACAAGUUGUAAAUUAGUUGUAAAUUAGUUGUAAGCAAGUUAUAAACAAACAAUAUUUUAUUGAAGUACCACUUGCAUUGAAGUAACAAACAAUGUUAAUUUUGUGAGUUGUCUGCCUGCUCGUACCGUUACGGCAAAGUAGUAAAAAAAAGUAAAAAUAUAGAUUUGCAGUUAUGUUGAAUGCACAAGUGCGAGUGAAAAUUCUGCUAAAAAUGUCCUUUUAUUGUUGUUUGCUGUCCACUUUCAAACAAUUGCUUUGCAGAAACAAACGCUUUAAAAGAUGCUUAAACUUGUGCAGAAGAGUGCAGAAGAAAAACUUUAGCAUUCUUUAAAAUGUUAGUUUUUUGUAUAAAACGUUUGUUUACAUUUCAACCGGCAUUUAUAUGGCUGGUGAGAAGAACACUUAAUCAUACUCGUU
Molecule: messenger RNA, 10047 nt
Organism: Rhopilema esculentum
Lineage: Eukaryota; Metazoa; Cnidaria; Scyphozoa; Rhizostomeae; Rhizostomatidae
Source: RefSeq, a predicted model, not a curated record